Myripristis murdjan (pinecone soldierfish) is the source of this 3447-nucleotide messenger RNA. RefSeq names its product Rho GTPase activating protein 42b (gene arhgap42b). The coding region runs from base 98 to 2806 and encodes 902 amino acids. The transcript has 25 exons. Lineage: Eukaryota; Metazoa; Chordata; Actinopteri; Holocentriformes; Holocentridae. Gene Ontology annotation, cellular component: cytoplasm. Gene Ontology annotation, molecular function: GTPase activator activity; protein binding. Gene Ontology annotation, biological process: signal transduction. The record is from RefSeq and is a predicted model, not a curated record.
CAUCGGAGAGUUACACCGGUACUACCGUGAUGAAAACAAAAAAGCUGUGUACACCGAGUUAGAAAGUUUAAAGGGGGACUUUUGUCGUUCGGGUAUAAUGGGACUCCCCACUUUGGAGUUCAGUGACUCUUUUCUGGACAGUCCGGAUUUCAGAGAGCGACUCAAAUGCCAUGAGAUAGAGCUGGAGCGGACAAAUAAAUUCAUCAAAGAGCUGAUCAAGGAUGGGAACAUGCUCAUCACGGCGUUCAAGAAUCUCUCUGCUGCAGUCCAGAAGUUCUCCCUGUCCCUGCAGGAGUUUCAGUUUGAGUGCAUAGGUGAUGCUGAAACAGAUGACGAGGUGAAUAUUGCCCAGUCCUUCAAGGAAUUUUCCCAGCUGUUGAACACUGUUGAAGAGGAAAGGAGACGCUUGAUUCAGAAUGCAGAUGAUGUUUUGAUUACUCCCCUGGAAAAAUUUCGCAAGGAGCAAAUUGGUGCUGCCAAGGAGGGGAAGAAGAAAUUUGAUAAGGAAACAGAAAAAUACUACUCCACGCUGGAGAGACACCUCAACCUGUCAUCGAAAAAGAAAGAGUCAUAUCUCCAAGAGGCUGACACUCAAAUUGAUAAGGAGAGACAGCUCUUUUAUGACGCUUCUCUUGAGUAUGUUUUCAAAAUACAAGAGGUGCAAGAAAAGAAGAAAUUUGAGUUUGUUGAGCCGCUCCUGGCCUUCCUUCAGGGUCUGUUUACAUUCUACCACGAAGGCUACGAGCUGGCUCACGAGUUUGAGCCGUACAAACAGCAGCUCCAGUUCAACCUGCAGAACACGCGGAACAACUUUCUGAGCACCAAGCAGGAAGUGGAGAAGCUGAUGAAGAGGAUAAGGUCCGCGGAUCAGGACUAUAAACCCCCGGGCCAGUGGACGAUGGAAGGCUUCCUCUACGUCCAGGAGAAACGUCCUCUGGGGUGCACAUGGACACGACACUACUGCACAUAUGAGAAAGGCAGCAAGACCUUCACCAUGAGCAACACUGACACCAAGUCAGCGGGCAAACAGAACGGUCUAGUCAUGAGCCCGGCUGAGAUGUUCAAGCUCAAGUCCUGUAUUCGGAGGAAAACGGACUCCAUCGACAAGCGUUUCUGCUUUGAUAUCGAAGUAGUUGAGAGAAAUGACAUCUAUCGCGGAACUCUUUUCAGACCACUUCAGUUUUUCUGUAAAGUCCGGCAUGGCAUUGUGACACUGCAGGCACUGUCAGAGUCCAACAGAAGACUGUGGCUGGAGGCUAUGGAUGGCAAGGAGCCGAUUUACAACCUCCCAGCCAUACUGAGCAAGAAAGAAGAAACGUUCCUUAAUGAGGCGGGCUUUAACUUCGUAAGGAAAUGCAUUGACCUGGUGGAGAUGAGAGGCAUAAAUACAAUGGGACUCUACAGAAUUGGAGGGGUCAACUCCAAAGUGCAGAAGCUGAUGACCACUGUGUUUUCAACCAAGGCACCUGUGGAUAUGGACCUGGACCCAGACACAUGGGACAACAAGACCAUCACCAGCGGUCUUAAGAAUUACCUCAGGUGUCUCUCUGAGCCUCUAAUGACCUUCAAGCUCCACAAAGAUUUCAUCAUGGCUGUCAAGUCAGAUGAUCAAAACUACAGAGUGUGUGCUGUCCAUGCCUUAGUUCACAAGCUGCCCGAGAGGAACAAGGAAAUGCUGGAGCUCCUAAUAAAACACCUUGUCACCGUGUCCGCCCAGAGCCAGUUCAACCUGAUGACUGUGUCCAACCUGGGUGUCAUCUUCGGGCCGACGCUGAUGCGGUCCCAAGAGGAGACCGUGGCCGCAAUGAUGAACAUCAAGUUCCAAAACAUUGUGGUCGAAAUACUUGUCGAGAACUUCAAUAAGAUCUUUCACCAUCCUCCAGACCCCAAUGUGCCUCUGCCCCAACCCCAGAGUCGGCCUGGCUCUCGCAGGAACCGAGCCAUCUGUCUCUCCGCCGGGCCCAGGAAGCCCCGCAGCCUCUACACCCCGACACUGUGCCUGGCAGAUGCAGAAAGUCCCUGUAUAGGUGAUACGUUCAGCAGCAGUCGGAGCAGCACCCCUAUGGGCAGCAUGGAGUCUCUGUCCUCCCACUCCUCCGAGCAGAACAGCUCCUCCAAACCGGCUUCCUCUGCGCAGCUCAAGGACAAACCCCUCAUGGGCCAUCGCCGAACCCCGUCCCAGCUCUCCAAUGGACCCAGGAGCGCCCUGUGCGUCAGCAGCCCUGAGUCCAGCUCCAGGGAGGACGCAGGGCGCACAGACGGAGAGUCAGAGGACGCCCUCAGCCUCUCGUCGGUCAGCACCACAACCAGGCCGUCUCCUGCGCCCAGGAAAGCCCCUCACAGCCGCAUCGACCUCAGGCCGGCACAGCUCAAUCGCUCUGCUGCCCCUUCCCUGAAAUCACUGCAUGUCCCUGAAGGUCGCGGGAGCUGCUCUGGAUCUGCUCAGAGUCUGUCCACACUGGAUCCCAAGGAGAGCUUCAAGCCUGCUGAACAACCCAAUCUCCCACCCAAGCAAGUGAUGCGCCGCAAGACGGAAAGCACAUUCAGCAACGGCUACCAAAGACCUGGCUCAGUGGUUGCCGCAAGAGCGCUGCUUUUUGAAAACGCCUCCUCAGUACAGUCUGCUCCCAGCGGAAGAGACGCCAAGGCGAUGUAUUCCUGCGAGGCUGAGCACAGCCAUGAGCUCAGCUUCCCCCAGGGGGCGCACCUCUCAAACGUCUACCCUUCUGUUGAACCAGGCUGGCUUCAAGCAACAUACGAAGGAAAAACAGGUUUAAUUCCAGAAAAUUAUGUAAUCUUCUUAUAACAAGCUGGUAAAAAUUACCACUUUUUUCAUGGUAUCCAUGGAAAAUAUAAUAUGUGAUGCGGCUGAAUAUGAACAAUUGAAUGUUAUACAAUUAUUAUUGUAGUGUUAUGGUCAGUAACAUGUGACACUUCUGCAUCUUGUGCAUUUUAAGUCUAAAUCAAGCAGUGCAGUGACUUGUGCUAAUGCUUCAAGUAUGCUGUUAUCAAACUCUUAAGUCCAUAACUCCCUUUUUUGUAAUGACUUCAACUGUGAAAAAUUUGUGGAAUUUGCAUAAAGUGGUAGGUUUUGCUUUGGUAGUGCCUACCAUAGCCCAUUCCCAGGUAUCAAUGGAUCAAUAUUUGCCAGAUGUAGAUAUAUUUUCUCUCAGCUGCACUGAUGUUUUCACUCCCAGUAUUAUCCUAACAGGAGAAUCACACAACAAUCAUAUUUCAUUUCACAAGUUUUAUUCUCAGAAAUAUUUUAUUCUCUAACCUCUUAUUAUAUUGAUAUCACACAUUCAUCAAGUUCUUAAUGAAAAUCUGCACAGUUUGAUGAACAGUUUUUCUUCUAUUAAUUGUAAUUUAAUAAAAUAUGAUUUAAAAUAAGGAUACAGAAUCUUCAUAGAAAAGCAAGAUGAAUUCACACCUCAGCCUUUUCUUUUG